Molecule: messenger RNA, 4074 nt
Organism: Thecamonas trahens ATCC 50062
Lineage: Eukaryota; Apusomonadida; Apusomonadidae
Product: 5-oxoprolinase
Exons: 1
Coding region: 1-4074 (1357 amino acids)
Biological process (GO): glutathione metabolic process
Cellular component (GO): cytosol
Molecular function (GO): 5-oxoprolinase (ATP-hydrolyzing) activity
Source: RefSeq, a predicted model, not a curated record
AUGGGCAUGACUCAGGCUGGCGCUGGCGCUGGGCCUGGCGCUGGGACGGCUGCUGGCGCAGGUGGCGCGUGGCAGACUAUGAAUCUGAUUCGGGCACUGAGCAGCGGAGGACAUUGUUGGAAUGCCACUGAUUUUACCUUUGGCAUUGAUCGUGGCGGAACGUUUACCGAUGUGUAUGCCGAGUGGAAGAGAACGGCUGAGAACAAGGACUACGCUCACACCUCGUCGACGGUCAUCAAGCUCCUCUCCGAGGAUCCUGCAAACUAUCCCGACGCUCCGCGGGAGGGAAUUCGUCGCGUUCUGGCGGCUGUUCGUGGAGAGGUGCUCGACCCAGAGCUUCCAGUCCCAUCUGACCACAUUGCUGAGAUCCGCAUGGGCACCACUGUGGCCACAAACGCGCUCCUUGAGCGCAAGGGCGAGCGCAUGGCUCUGGCAGUCACCAAGGGCUUCCCGGACCUGCUGCUCAUCGGCAACCAGGCGAGGCCCAACAUCUUUGAUCUUGCUGUCAGGAGGCCCGAGCUGCUCUACGAGCAGGUUGUCGAGGUUCCAGAGCGAGUCCGUGUUGUGACGGCCCAGGAGGUUGCCCGGGCCGAGUCACCAGCGGCCACGGUUCACCCGCCGCCAGUGGUCCAGGAAAUUUCCGGCGUCACCGGCGAGACUGUCCAGGUACUCGAGGAGCUCGACGAGGCCGCGCUCACCGCCUCGCUGCAAGCUGUCUACGACUCGGGCAUCCGCUCACUCGCAGUCGUCUGCAUGCACUCGUACGCCUUUCCGGAUCACGAGGCGCGGGUCGGCGAGCUGGCCAAGGCCAUCGGCUUUGAGCACAUCUCGCUCUCGUCGCAGCUCAUGCCGCGGACCCGCAUCGUGCCGCGCGGCUACACGGCUGCUGUCGACGCAUACCUCUCGCCCGUCGUUGAUCGCUACAUUCAGUCGUUCUGUGCCGGCUUUGACUCGUCGCUCCUGACCAAGGUCAAUGUCCAGUUCAUGCAGUCGGACGGCGGCCUCGCGCCGGUCGAUGCCUUUUCGGGCGUCCGGGCCAUCCUCUCCGGCCCGGCCGGUGGAGUCGUCGGCUACGCCAAGACGUCGUACGGCAACCCGGCGCUCGGCGAGGCGCCCGCGCCGGUCAUUGGCUACGACAUGGGCGGCACGUCGACCGACGUUUCUCGCUUUGACAACGCCUUUGAGUUUGUUUACGAGUCGGAGACCGCCGGCGUGACCACUCAGGCACCGCAGCUGGACAUCACCACCGUCGCCGCUGGCGGAGGCUCCAAGCUCCACUUUUCCAACUACAUGUACCAGGUCGGGCCCGAGUCUGUUGGUGCCCAUCCGGGCCCGGUCUGCUACCGCAAGGGCGGCGAUCUCGCAGUCACUGACGCCAACCUCUUCCUCGGCCGACUCGAUCCAGCCUUCUUUCCUGCCAUCUUUGGUGAGUCGGAAGCCGAGCCGCUCGAUUUGGCGGCGACAACCGUCGCCUUUGAGACCCUCGCCAACCAGAUCAACGCUGACCUCGCCCGCGAGGCAGAGGCACUGGGCGAGACGCCCGAGGUGCAGAGCCUCGACGAGGUUGCUGCGGGCUUCCUUGCGGUUGCCAACGAAGCCAUGUGCCGGCCGAUCCGCUCCAUCACAGAGGCCAAGGGCUACGCCACCGCCGACCACAUUCUGUCUGUCUUUGGCGGCGCUGGCGGGCAGCACGCGUGCGCCAUUGCCGACUCGCUCGACAUGGCCUCCAUCUUUAUCCACCGCCACUCGGGCGUGCUCUCGGCCUACGGCAUGGCCCUUGCGCCCAUGGUGGCCGAGGCACAGGAGCCUGCCGCCGUCCGGCUCGCCGACCUCGCUGCCGCCGACCUUGCUGCCAAGUUUGACGCCGUCGCCGUCGAUCCGCUUGCCCAGCUUGCCCAGCGCGGCUUUGAGCCCGAAGCGCUCACCCGCGAGACGUACCUCAACCUCAGGUUCGAUGGCGCCGACACUGCGCUGAUGAUCCGCGCUGACUCGAUGGAGCCGGCCGCCUUUGAGUCUGCCUUCCUCGCGCAGUACAAGCAAGAGUACGGCUUUGUCCUCGAAGGCCGCGACAUCCUGGUCGAUGACAUCCGGGUCCGCGCCGUCGGCCUCUCGGACGCGGCCAAAGCCGUCCAGGCCGCGUCACAGGCCAAGCCGAUGUCGGCCCCGGGUACGGCCCCGGGCUCACCCGAGGCCACCGUCCAUACCUACUUUGCGUCGGCAGGUGGCCGGGUCACGACGCCGGUGUACAAGCUGGAAAAGCUCGCCGACUCGCGAGCCAAGCUUGCCGGCCCGGCGCUCAUCAUCGACAACAACGCCACCAUUGUGGUUGAGCCAUCUUGGGAGGCAACCGCGCUCGACGGUGGCGACCUCGUCCUGCACAAGGUCCAGAUGAGCAAGGCGGCAGCGGCCAGCGCCGCCGACGCCGCCGCAUCGGCUGACGUCUCGCCCAUCGAGCUCUCCAUCUACGCCAACCGGUUCAUGUCGAUUGCGGAGCAGAUGGGAGUGACGCUGCAGCGGACCUCGAUCUCGACCAACAUCAAGGACCGGCUUGACUUUUCAUGCGCCCUGUUUGGCCCCGACGGCGGGCUGGUGGCCAACGCGCCGCACGUGCCUGUCCACCUCGGCUCGAUGCAAGAGGCGGUCAAGUACCAGAUCUCGGCCCUCGGCGACACCUGGCGCGAGGGCGACGUGGUGUGCUCGAACCACCCGGCAGCCGGCGGUUCGCACCUGCCGGACAUCACGGUCAUGACUCCGGUGUUUGUAGGUGGAAACGAGAAGCCAGCGUUCUACGUUGCGUCGCGCGGGCACCACGCCGACAUCGGCGGCAUCACGCCGGGCUCGAUGCCACCGUUUUCCAAGUCUCUCGCCGAGGAGGGUGCCGCUAUCAAGUCGUUCAAGCUCGUCGACGGCGGCAAGUUCCAGGAGGACGGCAUCACAGCGGUGCUGAGCAACGUCUCGGCCGAGGCAGCGGCGGCAGGCAUCUCAGGCACGCGUGCGCUCGCCGACAACCUCACCGAUCUCAAGGCGCAGAUUGCGGCGAAUCACAAGGGGAUCACGCUCAUGCAGGAGCUCAUCGGCAAGGCCUCGCUCGACAAGGUGACGGCAGCCAUGGAUGGGAUUCGGGCCAAGGCCGCCAUGGCAGUGUCGGACAUGCUCCGUGGCCUGGCGCUUAAGCACGGAGCCGAUCCCAGCCCCGGCGCUUCGCCGCUCGUCCUCACCGCCACCGACUACAUGGACGACGGGGCGAAGAUUGCGCUUGCGCUCUCGAUUGACGCCGCCACCGGACGGGCGGUCUUUGACUUUACCGGCACCUCGCCGCAGGCGCUGGGCAACACCAACGCGCCGCGGGCCAUCACCCUCUCGGCAGUCAUCUACGUCCUCCGCUCGUUGGUCUCGGAGGACAUUCCGCUCAACCAAGGCUGCCUCGAGCCCGUGGAGGUCAUCACUCCGUACGGCUCGCUGCUGGAGCCGCUGCCUGAUGCUGCCGUGGUCGCCGGUAACGUCCUCGUUUCGCAACGCGUCACCGACGUGCUGCUGCAGGCCUUUGGCGCCGCCGCAUGCUCGCAGGGCGACAUGAACAACUUUACCUUUGGCGACGACGCCGCAACCUCGGGUGUCGAGCCCGAGUUCUCCUACGGCUACUACGAGACCAUCUGCGGCGGCGCCGGCGCCGGGCCGAGCUGGGAUGGCGCAUCGGGCGUCCACACCCACAUGACCAACACCCGAAUCACUGACCCGGAGAUCCUGGAGCGCCGCUACCCGGUCCUGCUCAAGCAGUUCUCGCUCCGCCCGAACUCGGGCGGCGAUGGCGCGCGCCGUGGCGGCGACGGCGUCGUCCGCGUCGUCAAGUUCCUCAAGAAAACCUCAGUCUCGAUGCUUUCUGAGCGCCGGGCAAUGCCGCCACGCGGCGUGGCUGGCGGCAGCGACGGCGCCCGCGGCACCAACACCCUCAAGCGCGGCCGCGAUGACGGCUUGGUCAACCUCGGCGGCAAGGCCUCGUUCACCUGUGAGGUCGGUGACGAGAUCCACAUCCACACGCCGGGCGGCGGCGGCUUUGGUCCGGCAAACGAGUAA